AUGGACCCCAGUCUUUUGUUAGCUGCUGCUUAUGGUUUCCGCCGUUUCACUCCUAAUUCUUUGUUUGAAAUUGAGAAUAGAAUUGCUGAGAAUAAAGCAAAACGAGCUCAAGCCAAGCAGGAUAAUAGCAGUCAGCAGGUCAAAGAAGAACACUGCUCUCCCCAGCUGGAUCUGAAAGCUUGCAACAAAUUGCCUACUAUCUAUGGAAAACCUUCACCGGAGCUUGUUGGAGUACCAUUGGAGGAUCUUGAUCCUUACUACAGUGACCACAAGACUUUUAUGGUACUGAAUAGCAAGAAUAUAAUUUUUCGAUUUAGUGCAACACCUGCCUUAUGCAUAUUUGGCCCUUUCAAUCCUAUCAGAAGAGCAGCAAUUAAAAUUUUGGUCCAUUCAUUGUUCAUUCUGUUCAUUAUCUGUGUUGUGGUACUUAACUGUGUACUCAUGGCUCAAUUUCCAUCCUCAGAACAAUCCAAAGUCGCUGAGUACAUUUUUACUGGUAUUUACACCGCCGAAAUAUCAAUAAAAAUAUUGGCAAGAGGAUUUGUUUGGAGUGAACUCACUUUUCUUAGAGAUCCAUGUGAUUGCCUAGACUUCAUUGUUAUCAUUAUGACGUAUAUAAGCCUCAUUGGAUCACUUCAGAAUGUUUCAGCUCUUCGGACUUUCAGGGUACUAAGGACUUUUAAAGCAAUUUCAGUACUCCCUGGUCUGAAAGUCAUUGUAAAUGCACUUAUCCAGUCUGUUAGGAAACUUGCCAAUGUGAUGAUCCUCACUGUUUUCUGCUUGAGUGUCUUCGCCCUUGUAGGCCUCCAGCUCUUUAUGGGCCACUUGAAAUUUAAAUGUGUCCUCAACAAUGCUACAUAUGAUGAAUCACUUUGUAAGGAAGCUAAAGUAUAUGAUUCAAGCAGUCCAGGAGAUGUCUGCGCCAGAAUGAACAAUUCCAAUGACAUAUUACUGUGUAACCCAUAUUCAGAACUUAAAUGUCCAGAGAACUAUUCCUGCCAGAAUCAUAAACCCAAUCCUGAUUUUGGUUACACAAGCUUUGAUAAUUUUGGCUGGGCCUUUCUCUCCAUGUUUCGUUUGAUGACACAGGAUUCCUGGGAGCGUCUCUAUCGUCAAGUUAUCCGAACAUCUGGAAAGACAAGCAUGAUCUUUUUUGUGGUGGUCAUUUUUCUAUGUUCAUUUUAUCUCUUCAACUUGAUCUUGGCUGUUGUAACUAUGGCAUAUGAAGAGCAAAACCAAGCCACACAAGCUGAAAUACAAGCAAAGGAGAAAUUGUUUCAGGAAGCUGAGGAACUACUAAAGAAAGAACAGAUGAAGAGUGCUAGAAAAACAGAUACAGCCACAACUAAUUCCUUUAAGGGAAGGACUACAGAGCCUGAAGGCUUUGGAGAAGAUGAAAGGAUUUUUCACUCACAGCCUGCCCACUGCCAAAGAAAGCUUAAAAAAAUAUUGACAUCUUAUGACGUAUCACUGGACUCAGUUAAUGAUGCCUAUCAAAGACAAAGGUUAAUGAGUGCAGCCAGCAUCAUUACUGAUAACAUGACAUUGAAAAGAUCAAUAUGGAAAUGUCCUCCAUCUUGGAAUCGCUUUGCCCAAAAAUAUCUUAUUUGGCAAUGUUGUCCACUAUGGAUACGUAUUAAAGAGAGCGUGAAGCUUAUAGGAAUGGAUCCACUUACUGACCUCUUUUUCACUUUGUGUAUUGUGGUAAAUACUGUAGUGUUGGCACUAGAGCACCCCACUAUGAACUUGAAGUACAAACACUUGAUUAAUAUAAUCAAUCAUGUCUUCACUGGAAUUUUUACAGCAGAAAUGAUCUUGAAAAUGAUUGCUCUAGACCCCUACUACUAUUUUCAAGAGCACUGGAAUAUUUUUGACAGCUUAAUUGUUGUGUUAGGCCUAAUGAGCAUACCUGAAGGAAUAAACCUGUCGUUUCUCAAAUUGCUGAGAAUCUUCAAAUUGGCAAAAUCCUGGCCGGCCUUAAAUAAGCUUAUGAAAAUCAUUUUGAAGUCAUUUGGUGCCUUGAGUAACCUCACUCUGGUUUUGAUUAUCACCGUGUUUAUUUUUGCUGUAGUAGGAAAACAGGUUUUGGGAAGCUAUUAUGAGAAUAGUACUCGAAUAAGUACAGAUGGGAAGUUACGCUGGCAUAUGAAAGAUCUCUCUCAUUCAUUACUUAUUGUAUUCCGAAUUUUAUGUGGAGAAUGGAUUGAAACCAUGUGGGAAUGUAUGGAAGUGGCUGGGAAAGCACGGUGUCUUCCUGUCUUCCUGACAGUCCUGGUGAUAGGAAAUCUAGUGGUACUCAACUUGUUCAUUGCCCUGCUCCUGAGUUCUUUCAGUAGUAACACCCAAACAACACCAGAAGGGACUGAAAUUAAACUUCAGCUUGCUUUUGAUCGUAUUUACAGUGGUUUGCAGUUCAUGAAACGCAUCAUAUCGGAUCAAAUUGGCAAAAUACUGAGACAAGAGCUGACACUGCAAGCCUGUCAGAAGGCUAAAAUGAAAGCAACUGCCCCAGCCAUGAAGAUGUAUGAGGAUUUUGUGACGCAUACUAAAACAUCUGUCUGUGUCCCCAUUGCUGAGGAAGACCUGUACAGCGUGGAGUAUGAUGAUUCAUGCAGCAUGUACUCCACAGAAAUGGAGUAUGGAAAAUGGGAAGACCACCUGAGACACAGAGAGCAAAGCAAAAGUUCAGGAACCUUGAGUCAGUUGUCCAGAACUUCUGCAAGCGAGAGCAAGAUAUCCAUGGAUACACUACAGAAGGAAAAUCAACAAAAGAAUCUAGAUGCCAUGAGCUGUUCUGAGGCCAGCACAGUGGAUAUGUAUACUUUUGUGGGGAAUUACCAACUAGCUGAAAAGCCAAGCACACCUGAGGACUGUUUUACAGAAGGCUGUGUCCGAUAUUUUCCAUUCUGUUCAGUGGACAUCACAAAGUACCCAGGUGACACUUGGUGGAGAUUUAGGAAAACCUGCUUCAGAAUUGUUGAACAUAACUGGUUUGAAAAUUUUAUCAUAUUCAUGAUAGUGCUGAGCAGUGGAAGUCUGGCAUUUGAAGACAUUUACCUUGAAAACAGAAAAAAUAUUCAAAACCUGCUGAGCUUUGCUGAUAUAAUGUUUACCUACAUCUUUUUCCUGGAGAUGAUUCUGAAAUGGGUAGCUUUUGGCUUCCAAAAGUAUUUCACCAGUGCCUGGUGUUGGCUUGAUUUUGUUAUAGUGUGUAUUUCACUCAUCUCCUUGGGGCCAAAAAGUACAUCGAUUCUGGAAUAUCUCUGUGCUCAGCAGAGUUCCUUGAAAUCUAUUAGAACACUACGGGCAUUGAGACCCCUACGAGCCUUAUCCAGAUUUGAAGGCAUAAAAGUUGCUGUACAUGCCCUUCUAGGAGCUAUCCCUUCCAUCCUGAACGUUAUGCUCGUCUGUGUUGUCUUCUGGCUCCUAUUUAACCUCAUAGGAGUGAAUGAAUUUGGGGGGAAAUUUUGGAAAUGCACUAAUAUAUCCCCAAAUAUGAAUAUUACUAACAAAAAUGACUGUGUUAAUUUCAAUGUGACUGGUUCCCUAAAGUGGGAAAAUACUAAUGUAAACUUUGAUCACGUUGGGAUGGGUUACCUGGCUCUUCUUCAGGUGGCAACUUUUAAAGGCUGGAUGGACAUUAUGUAUGCAGCAGUGGAUUCACAUGGGACUGAUCUGCAGCCUACAUUUGAAUAUCGUGUAUACAUAUACAUAUAUUUUGUGGUAUUUAUAAUUUUUGGAUCAUUCUUCAUGUUGAACCUUUUCAUCGGAGUUGUUAUCAACAAUUUUAAUGAACAAAGAAAAAAGAUAAGUGGAAAAGAGCUAUUUUUGACAAAGGAUCAGAAAAAAUAUUAUAAUGCAUUAAAGAAACUUGGGUCUAAGAAACCACAAAAACCCAUCCCAAGGCCCCUGAACAAAUUCCAAGGUUUUGUUUUUGACAUUGUAUCCCACCAAGCAUUUGAUAUUGCCAUUGCAAUUUUCAUCUUCUUUAACAUGAUUGCCAUGAUGGCGGAAAAUGAGGAUCAAGACACUAAAAACAUUCUUGUUCAAAUCAACUUGGUCUUUGUUCUCAUCUUUACUGGAGAAUUCAUCCUGAAAUUUCUGGGCCUAAGACAUUACUACUUUACUAAUGGUUGGAAUAUAUUUGAUUUAGUUAUUGUGAUCCUUUCAUUAAUCAAUUUGGCACUUUCUGAAGUAUUCAAGACUUUCUUCUCUCCUUUGCUUUUGAGAAUUAUUCGCUUGGCACGGAUUGGCCGAAUCCUAAGACUAAUUCGAGCAGCUAAAGGAAUUAGAACUCUCCUUUUCGCAUUAUUGAUGUCCCUUCCUGCUCUGUUCAACAUUGGUCUGUUAUUGUUUUUUGUCAUGUAUAUUUAUGCUAUUCUUGGCAUGAAUAAUUUUGCCUGUGUUGGUUGGAAUGGUGGGAUUGAUGACAUUUUCAACUUCCAAACCUUUGUUAGCAGCAUGCUCUGUCUCUUCCAAAUUACAACAUCAGCUGGUUGGGAUGGGCUUCUGAGCCCUUUGUUAACUAGCACUUCAUGUGCUCCAAAUUUAAAUGUAACAAAUUUAAAACUUAGUUGUGGAGACCCUUCUAUAGGUAUUCUGUUUUUUGUUAGUUAUGUCAUCAUAACAUUUCUCAUUGUUGUAAACAUGUACAUAGCUGUUAUUUUAGAAAACUUCAAUGUUGCUACUGAAGAAAGCGCAGAACCUCUAAGUGAUGAUGACUUUGAUAUAUUUUAUGAAAUCUGGGGAAAAUUUGAUCCUAAAGCAACUCAGUUUAUUAAGUAUUCUGCACUUUCAGACUUUGCAGAUGCUUUGGCAGAACCUUUACGCAUACCAAAACCAAACCAUCUUGAGCUUAUAGCAAUGGACCUUCCCAUGGUCAGUGGAGAGAAGAUCCACUGCUUGGAUAUCUUGUUUGCUUUUACCAAACGAGUGUUAGGAGAAUAUGGAGAUAUGGAUGCUCUGAGAGUACAGAUGGAGGAAAGGUUUAUGGCUGCCAACCCAUCCAAAACUUCUUGCAAACCAAUCACAACUACUCUUAGAAGGAAACAGGAGGAGGUGUCUGCCAUUGUUAUUCAAAGGGCUGUCAGGAGUUAUUUGCUUCAGUGUUCUGUGAAAUAG
Messenger RNA from Alligator sinensis (Chinese alligator), 5121 nucleotides. Its product is annotated as sodium channel protein type 5 subunit alpha-like. Gene Ontology annotation, biological process: neuronal action potential; membrane depolarization during action potential; sodium ion transmembrane transport. The transcript is spliced from 26 exons. The coding region runs from base 1 to 5121 and encodes 1706 amino acids. Gene Ontology annotation, molecular function: voltage-gated sodium channel activity. Lineage: Eukaryota; Metazoa; Chordata; Crocodylia; Alligatoridae. The record is from RefSeq and is a predicted model, not a curated record. Gene Ontology annotation, cellular component: axon; voltage-gated sodium channel complex; plasma membrane.